This is a messenger RNA of Saxophila tyrrhenica, 2115 nucleotides long. RefSeq names its product vacuolar protein sorting-associated protein 1. The coding region runs from base 1 to 2115 and encodes 704 amino acids. The record is from RefSeq and is a predicted model, not a curated record. Gene Ontology annotation, cellular component: cytoplasm; membrane; microtubule. Gene Ontology annotation, molecular function: microtubule binding; GTP binding; GTPase activity. The transcript has 5 exons. NCBI's taxonomy places the organism in Eukaryota, Fungi, Ascomycota, Dothideomycetes, Mycosphaerellales, Extremaceae.
AUGGCGCAGACGAAUCCUAAUGCGAUCAACGUCAACGACCCUGGGUUGAUCACGCUGGUCAACAAGCUGCAGGAUGUCUUCACAACAGUCGGGGUCCAAAACCCCAUCGAUCUACCUCAGAUUGUCGUAGUAGGAUCGCAGUCAAGCGGGAAGAGUUCGGUUUUGGAGAACAUUGUUGGCAGAGACUUCCUACCUCGAGGAACUGGCAUCGUCACACGAAGACCGCUCGUCCUCCAACUCAUCAAUCGCGCCGCCUCCCCCAAACAACAAGCAAACGGCAUCCCAGACACGGACACCAAAGUCGAGACUACCGACGCCGCGAGCAACACCGACGAAUGGGGCGAGUUCUUACACAUCCCUGGCCAGAAGUUCUACGACUUCAACAAGAUCCGGGAUGAGAUUGUAAAAGAGACGGAGUCCAAGACGGGCAAGAAUGCUGGCAUCUCACCCGCGCCGAUCAACCUGCGAAUAUACAGCCCGAACGUGCUUACUCUGACGCUGGUGGAUUUGCCCGGGUUGACGAAGGUGCCAGUCGGAGAUCAGCCGAGAGAUAUUGAGAAGCAGAUCAAGGACAUGGUGUUGAAGCAGAUCUCGAAGGGCAACGCGAUCAUCCUGGCAGUCACGGCGGCGAACACGGAUCUGGCAAAUUCCGACGGUUUGAAGUUGGCGAGAGAGACUGACCCGGAAGGACAACGAACGAUUGGUGUAUUGACAAAGGUCGAUCUGAUGGACGAGGGCACGGAUGUCGUGGAUAUUCUGGCUGGGCGCAUCAUCCCCUUACGGCUGGGGUACGUGCCAGUGGUGAACAGAGGACAGAGGGACAUUGAGACGAAGCGGGCCAUCUCGUCUGCGCUAGAGAACGAGCGAAACUUUUUCGAAAACCAUAAGGCGUACCGGAACAAGGCAUCAUAUUGCGGGACUCCCUACCUGGCGCGCAAGCUGAAUCUCAUCCUGAUGAUGCACAUCAAGCAGACACUUCCAGAUAUCAAGGCGCGCAUCGCCGGCAGCUUACAGAAGUACAAGGACGAGCUGGCUUCGCUGGGCGACAGUAUACUGGGCAACAGCGGCAACAUCAUCCUCAACAUCAUCACCGAAUUUGCCGGCGAGUACCGGACAGUGUUGGAAGGUCACAACGCUGAACUCUCUUCGCUAGAGCUAUCAGGCGGCGCACGUAUCUCCUUUGUCUACCACGAACUCUACUCCAACGGCGUCAAGGCGGUCGAUCCAUUCGACAACGUCAAAGACGUCGACAUCCGCACCAUGCUCUACAACUCCUCCGGUCCGUCGCCAGCACUCUUCGUCGGCACCACCGCUUUUGAAGUCAUCGUCAAGAAAGAGAUCAGGCGCCUCGAAGAUCCCAGUCUGAAGUGUGUUAGUCUCGUAUACGACGAGCUUGUGCGCAUUCUCGGCCAACUCCUCAACAAACCCCUCUUCCGACGGUACCCACAGCUGAAGGAGAAGUUCCACGCCGUCGUCAUCUCCUUCUACAAAAAAUCCAUGGAGCCCACCAACAAACUCGUCCGCGACCUCAUCGCCAUGGAAUCGUGCUACGUCAACACUGGCCACCCCGACUUCAUCAACGGCCACCGUGCUAUGGCCAUGGUGAACGAGAAGUACAACGCCGCGAAGCCGGUGCAAGUGGACCCCAAGACCGGCAAACCCCUCCCUGCAUCCGCCGCACCGCCGCGAAGUAAUAGUCCCAGCUUGGACUUAAACGGCGACCAAGGGAGUGGCGGCUUUUUUGGCAGCUUCUUCGCCAGCAAGAACAAGAAAAAGAUGGCGGCGAUGGAGGCGCCGCCGCCUGUGCUGAAGGCGAGUGGGACGUUGAGCGAGAAGGAGACGCAGGAGGUGGAGGUGAUCAAGCUGUUGAUCAUGAGCUACUACAACAUUGUUCGGCGGACGAUGAUUGACAUGGUGCCGAAGGCUAUCAUGUUGAAUUUGGUUGAACACACCAAGGAGGAGAUGCAGCGCGAGCUUCUGGAGCAAAUGUACAGGACGAACGAAUUGGACGACCUGCUCAAGGAGAGCGACUACACCGUGCGGAGGCGGAAAGAGUGUCAGCAAAUGGUGGAGAGCCUGGGACGGGCGCAGGAGAUUGUCAGUCAAGUGCAGUAG